Molecule: messenger RNA, 1267 nt
Organism: Helianthus annuus (common sunflower)
Lineage: Eukaryota; Viridiplantae; Streptophyta; Magnoliopsida; Asterales; Asteraceae
Product: probable transcriptional regulatory protein At2g25830
Exons: 6
Coding region: 136-1104 (322 amino acids)
Cellular component (GO): chloroplast
Source: RefSeq, a predicted model, not a curated record
UUCCAAAACUGAGCAAAACCCAAAAACCCCAAUCAUGUUAUAUCUUCUCCAAGGCAUCUUCAUCAUAUUCUUUGAGCCCUAGAAUAGAACCUGCAACCAAAACAAACAAAUCAAAACUCAUUCAAUCAAAUCACUAUGAGUUCUUCAACAAGAGCUUUCACUGCACUUCUACACAGAUUCUCCACCAGCAUCCCUCUCAAAUCCCCCAAUUCAUUCAAUAUUCAAGGUGGUGUUAGGUUAUAUAAGAAUCUAUCAUCUUCGUCAUUGUAUUCAUCUUGUGCGAAUGCUUUUGCUCCGGUUGAGUUUCGGUAUGCGAAUUCGGUUAGGAAGAUUUGGACUCGAGGUCCUCUUUGUAUGGGAAGAAGGUCCUGCAAAAUUGCAGGUAGAAAGGGGGUUCAAGAUGCAAAGAAAGCUAAGCUCUAUGCAAAAGUCGGAAAGGAAGUUGUAUCUGCUGUGAAGAAAGGGGGUCCAAGUCCAAUAUCAAAUACGGCUCUCGCAUCCAUUCUCGAGAAAGCUAAGGAGCUCGAUGUGCCAAAGGAUAUCUUAGAGCGAAACAUCAAGCGAGCUUCUGAUAAAAACCAAGAAGCAUACAUCGAGAAAGUAUACGAGGUAUACGGUUACGGUGGAGUUGGUUUAAUAGUUGAGGUUUCAACCGAUAAAAUCAACAGGUCGGUGGCACGUGUUAGAGAAGUGGUUAAGGAUUGUGGUGGAAAGAUGGCGGAUCCUGGAUCGAUUAUUUUUAAAUUCAAACGGGCCCGCGUUGUGAACGUAAAAGUUACGGAUGCGGAUAAGGACCAGCUACUUACCAUUGCGUUAGAUGUUGGUGCUGAUGAUGUCAUCGAACCUUCCAUGGAUGAUGAUGACGACUCUGAAGAAGAUAAGCCCGAGAGAUACUAUAAAAUUGUAAGCUCGUCAGAGAAUUAUACUGAAAUAUUAUCAAAGCUGCGUGAGGAAGGAAUCACGUUCGAGCAAGAUAAUGGCUCUGAGUUACUUCCACUGAAUAUGAUUGAGGUGGAUGAUGAGGCUAUGGAGCUGAACAAGGAACUGAUGUCAAAUUUACUUGAUCUUGAUGAUGUUGAUGCUGUAUAUACUGAUCAGAGAUGAUUAAUAAGGUGCCCACAACUAUAUAUGCAUUUGACAAACAUUUGUAUCAAUUUUGUAUUAUUAAUAUGAGACCUGAAGACAGUCAGUUUCUCUAAGAAUAAUUAAAACACUUUUGAAUUGUUAUUUUUUUUUUCUGUUCAUAUGUGUUGCAUUUUGUGAUUUA